This is a messenger RNA of Cololabis saira (Pacific saury), 1793 nucleotides long. RefSeq names its product formimidoyltransferase-cyclodeaminase-like. Lineage: Eukaryota; Metazoa; Chordata; Actinopteri; Beloniformes; Belonidae. The transcript has 14 exons. Gene Ontology annotation, molecular function: folic acid binding; transferase activity. Bases 62 to 1681 code for a protein of 539 amino acids. The record is from RefSeq and is a predicted model, not a curated record.
UGAUUGACAGGUGGUGGAGUGCAGGCUGGAGUCCGGCGGAGCUCCGUCAGUCCCAGGAAACAUGGCUCGACUGGUGGAGUGUGUCCCCAACUUCUCUGAGGGCCGAGACCAACAGGUGAUCGAUGCCAUCUCGGCAGCCAUCUCCGGGACGGCCGGCUGCAGCCUGCUGGACGUCGACCCCGGAGCGUCCACCAACCGAACCGUGUACACCUUCGUGGGCUCGCCGGAGGCCGUGGUGGAGGGAGCGCUGAGCGCCGCGCGGCAGGCCUUCAGCCUCAUCGACAUGACCAAACAUUCAGGCGAGCACCCGCGGACCGGAGCGCUGGACGUCUGUCCCUUCAUCCCCGUCCAGAACGUCAGCAUGGACGACUGCGUCCGCUGUGCCGAGGAGUUUGGACGGAAGCUGGCGGAGACGCUGCACGUCCCCGUUUAUCUUUACGGAGAAGCAGCUCGACUGGAGUCCAGGAGGAAUCUGCCGUCGGUGAGAGCCGGAGAAUACGAAGCUCUACCAGACAAGCUCAAACGGGAGGAAUGGGCCCCCGACUUCGGCCCCGCCUCCUUCGUUCCCUCCUGGGGGGCCACGGUCACCGGCGCCCGCAAGUUCCUCAUCGCCUACAACGUGAACCUGAUCGGAACCAAAGAGCAGGCUCACCGCAUCGCGCUGGACGUCCGGGAGCAGGGCCGGGGGAAACAACAGCCGGGGCGGCUGCAGAAGGUCCAGGGUUUGGGCUGGUACCUGGACGAGGCCAACGUGGCUCAGGUGUCCACCAACAUCCUGGACUACGAGGUGACGUCCCUCCACACCGUCUACGAGGAGAUCUGCAAGGACGCCGAGGAACUGAAGCUGCCGGUCGUCGGCUCCCAGAUCGUGGGCCUGAUUCCUCUCAAAGCUGUGCUGGACGCCGCCGACUUUUACAUCCAGAGAGAUCGACUCUUCGUCAUCGAAGAGGAGCAUAAAGUCCGGCUGGUGGUCAGUAAACUCGGCCUGGACUCGCUCGGCCCGUUCAGCCCCAACGAGAGGAUCAUCGAGUACAUGGUGAAGGACCAGGAGGAAGGGAAGCUGGCGUCCUUGUCCCUGCAGAAGUUUGUCCACAGCGUCGGGGCUCGGACCGCCGCUCCUGGAGGGGGAUCGGUGUCGGCCGCCAUCGCCGCCAUGGGGGCGGCGCUGGGCGCCAUGGUGGGCCAGAUGACCUACGGGAAGAGGCAGUUUGAGAACCUGGACGGGAUCAUCAGGAGGCUGAUUCCCCCGUUCCACCGGGCCAUGAACGAACUGCUGCGCAUGGUGGACGCAGACGCAUCCGCCUUCAACAGCUACAUGGCGGCGCUGAAAUUACCAAAGACUUCUGUGGAAGAAAUAAAGAGGAGAGAGGCGGCGAUGCAGGACGGUUUAAAACAAGCCGUAGCCGUGCCGCUAGCGCUAGCGGAGCGGAUCAGCGCCCUCUGGGGGCCGAUGAAGGAACUGGUGGUUUACGGGAACGUCAGCUGCAAGUCCGACGCCCAGGUUGCAGCUAAAGCGCUGGAGGCCGGUGUGUUUGGAGCUUAUUACAACGUGAUGAUUAACCUUAAAGACGUCACCGACGACGCCUUCAGAGACACCACUCGGAGACGGGCGUCGGAGUUGUUACAGGAGGCCAAGGACGCCGCCGCCGCUAUCCUGGACUCUGCUGACCAGAGACAGUAGAGACGACCCAGGACCAGGUCCAGGACCAGGUCCAGGUCCAGGACCAGGUCCUGGACUCUGCUGACAGGAGACAAUAAAGACUGUGUUUCAGACCUAAUAAAGCUGCAUGUUG